AUGCACGGAUUCGGAGACUCGAAGCUCGCGCUCGCGCUCGUCGUCCUCAUCGUCGCGCGCUGCGUCGACCGCGUCGUCUACACGCGCAUUACGUUUGAAUUCGGGCCUUUUUUGUGGUAUUUUUCCAACAUCAUUUGCCCGCUCGCUUUUGCCUUGACGUGCUGGCCCGUCGUGUGGUACAAGCUCUGGUUUACGAAGGACGUGACGCCCGAGAUGAAAGCGUUUCCGACGUCGCGCUUCGCCUUCAUGGCACUCCUCGACAUGGUCAGUGGCUUCUUGGCUGCCUUUCCGACGCCUCACAUUGGCGGCAACCUCGCCAACGUGCUCGGGCAAUUCAACCUGCCGUUCAACAUGAUCAUGUCGUACCUUUUCCUCCAAACCAAGUAUCGCCGCAUCCACGUGCUUGGUGCGAUCCUCGUUGUAUAUGGCGGCCUCGUCGCGAUGAUUCCGAUCCUGCACGGCGAGCGCCCGGCCAACUCGCCGGAUCCGAGCCUCGGCUGGAUCAGCAUGUAUGUGUUUGCGAUGGUGCCCUCGGCGCUCUCGAACGUCUACAAGGAAAUUGGCUUGAAGGACGUCGAUUUGGAUAUCUGGUACACGAACGCGUGGAUUAGCUUCUACCAAGUGGGCUGGGGCCUCUUGACGAUCUGGACGAUCCGCAUCCCCGUGUUUUGUGACCCACCAAUUGCGUGGGCGGCAUUUCCGAGCUACAUUGCGGCCGCCAACGACUGCUUCCUCGGUCGCAACGUUACGCUCCACGGCGACGUCGUUGCGUGCGAGCACAACAGCGUCUUUCUCCUCUUUGUCCUCUACCUCGCCUUCAACCUCGUGUACAACCAAUUGAUGCUAUUCGUCUUCAAGGAAGGCAGCAGCGUCCUCUUUGUGGUCUCGUCGGCCAUUUGCCUCCCGUUGACCGACAUGUUGUACAUGAUUCCGUUCCUUGCGGGGACGCAUGCGUCCCAGACGUUCACGCUCUACGAUGCGUUUGCGCUCUUUGUACUCGUGAUUGGGAUUCUCGUGUACCAUUCGGAGAAGGAGCAGCGUUUGGAUGCGUCCGGCACCAAGUCGGUCGAACGGUCGCCCAUGUUUGCGUCGCCGAGCUUCCAGAAGACGCAAAUGAUGCGCGCCAAGCGAGGACGCGUCAUGUACCACCAGAGCCCCGUGACGUUUCGUCAGCGCAACUCGCCCUCCCGCCCGCUUAUGUCGUUGCGCAACAUGGUUUCGUACGGCAGCACGGCGACGGACAAGGUAGUUUAACGCCACCUCGUGCACGGUUCUGCGAGUCGGCCGGAAAUAUCAAGCUGGCAACGUAUCGAGCUCCGAUAGUUUGAAGCGCAC
This is a messenger RNA of Saprolegnia parasitica CBS 223.65, 1335 nucleotides long. RefSeq lists its product as hypothetical. The record is from RefSeq and is a predicted model, not a curated record. The transcript is spliced from 9 exons. Bases 1 to 1254 code for a protein of 417 amino acids. NCBI's taxonomy places the organism in Eukaryota, Oomycota, Saprolegniomycetes, Saprolegniales, Saprolegniaceae.